AUGGCUUCUGCUACACCAUCUUCACCUUCAACUCCAACUCCCGCAGCUGUGGUUCCAGCUGCGGGAAAUGUACCACCGGCUGCAACACCGCAAGAUGGGAUGAAACCAUCGGUUGUUGUCAUAUCAGCACCAAUCCCACCCAAUAAACCAAAUGAGCCAGCAUUUCAACUGAAAAUUGAGCCAGAUACAAGACUGGAAUUCAGAAGUGACAAAUUAACUGAGGAACCGUGUCAGAUUGAAGUUAAAUUGACAAAUCCAACAAAGGACAGACAAACAUUUAAGGUGAAAUGCACAUCGAAUGAAAUUUUUCGGGUACGCCCAUCGCUUGGAUUUUGCAAUGCCGAAACUUCGACAUCAAUUAAAAUUAUAUUUUCAAGUAAAACGAUACCUGCUAGUGGAAGACAUUAUUUUGCAUUUUAUCAUAUGAAAAAUGAUGAGACGGAAAAGACUGCUCGGCAAGUUUGGACACCGCAAUCAAAGUUUGAAGGUGUACGUCGUAUUAUGGUUUACUUCCUGAAAGGUGACGGAACUCCAGCUCCACCUACUGAUAAUGCAGCACUUCCUGCCGGUGGUGGUGCACAAGCGGCUGCUACACCGGCGGCAAAUGCAUCUACUCCAGUUGCAGCUCCGGAUACAAAACAACCAGCUGCGGAUGCGAAAGAAGCAGCUGCGGAUGCAAAAGAAUCGCCUGCUGCAGCGAAGUGA
This is a messenger RNA of Acanthocheilonema viteae, 705 nucleotides long. Lineage: Eukaryota; Metazoa; Nematoda; Chromadorea; Rhabditida; Onchocercidae. The record is from the annotation of a GenBank genome assembly.